AUGAUACUAGCACAUUUUUUUUUGUUUUUGUUCCUUCCAGCAAUAAAAAUUGGAAACGCCAUAAGACUUACCUUAUUUACGUCCUAUAUACAUUCUCCUAAUAAAUUUAUAAAUAACAAUAAAAGAUUAAAUUACGAUAAAUUCAAUAGAAAAUUUGUUACCAGACUAGGACUUGUUGACGAGUCAAUUAAAAACAAUGAACAUAUAAUUAAACUGACGGACAACGCCAAAAACAAAAUUGAACAACUAGUAAAAGAAAAGGAAGGAAAAGAAAACUUAAUAUUAAAGCUUUCAGUAAAAAAUGGAGGUUGUAAGGGCUUGCAGUACAAACUAAAUCCCAUCAAGAAGGACGAAAUUGAAGCCGAUGACUACAUACAACAGUUCGAAGAUUUACACUUCAUUUUAUCAAUAGAAGCUACAAGCGUUAUUUAUAUUUACAACAAUAUAUUAGAUUACAGUAAUGAUUUAAUAAACGGCGGAUUUAAGUUUAUAAACCCAAAUGCAACCAAAAAAUGUGGAUGUGGAAAAUCCUUUAAUGUGUAA
This is a messenger RNA of Plasmodium malariae, 543 nucleotides long. It is a transcript of the gene SufA, whose product is annotated as iron-sulfur assembly protein, putative. Gene Ontology annotation, molecular function: protein-macromolecule adaptor activity; iron-sulfur cluster binding. Bases 1 to 543 code for a protein of 180 amino acids. Gene Ontology annotation, biological process: iron-sulfur cluster assembly. The transcript is spliced from 5 exons. The record is from RefSeq and is a predicted model, not a curated record. NCBI's taxonomy places the organism in Eukaryota, Apicomplexa, Aconoidasida, Haemosporida, Plasmodiidae. Gene Ontology annotation, cellular component: chloroplast stroma.